Molecule: messenger RNA, 1810 nt
Organism: Drosophila hydei
Lineage: Eukaryota; Metazoa; Arthropoda; Insecta; Diptera; Drosophilidae
Product: prolyl 4-hydroxylase subunit alpha-2
Exons: 6
Coding region: 85-1698 (537 amino acids)
Biological process (GO): peptidyl-proline hydroxylation to 4-hydroxy-L-proline
Cellular component (GO): endoplasmic reticulum
Molecular function (GO): L-ascorbic acid binding; protein binding; iron ion binding
Source: RefSeq, a predicted model, not a curated record
AGCAAAGACAGCACGAGCUCUUUGACUGAAGACGCUUCAGUUCGUAUUUCAGAAGUUUAUCGAAGAGGACCAAUUGCAUUGAAGAUGUCACCGGGAAUUACACUUUUAUUAUUUGGACUGCAAAUUCUUGCAUCCAAUGCGGAGUUUUUCAGCUCAACCAGCGGCCUGGAGCAGCUGCUGCGCACGGAACUCAUACUGAUGACACAGCUGCAGAUAUAUGUGAAUGAAAUAAGGGAACACGCAGACAUACUUCAGGCGGAAAUCAAUGAGAUUAAAUCGGAGCAUCUGACGGCAGCGAAUAGCAUCGAGAGCUAUCUCAACAAUCCGGUGAAUGCGUUCCGACUGAUAAAGCGCCUGCACACCGACUGGGAGACCUUGGAGGAGAGCGUGGAGAGCGAGCGGAGCCGCACAAAUUACCUCGAGGCUAUGGCGAGCCACCGACAGAACUUGAGCUUUCCCACCAUGGAGGACUUUGUGGGCACGACUCUGGCGAUGACGCGGCUACAGCAGACCUACCAGCUGGACGUGGGCGAGCUGGCGAGUGGCAUGCUGAAUGGUGUCAAGUACGGUGCGGCGAUGUCGUGGCAGGACUGCUUUGUGCUCGGCCAGCAUCUAUACACGAUGCGCGACUUCAACAACACGGUGCCCUGGCUGGAGCAGUCGAUGCGGCUGUUGGCGAAGCAGAGCUACAGCCAAGAGCCGGUUUCCUUGGAUUUCAUGGAGACAGUCAUGGGCUACCACGAAUCGAUGGGCGACUACCAAAAUGCACUCAAUCUGAUUAAUCAUGUGCUGACCGUGCAGCCGGAACAGCGCCUCCAUCUACUAGAGACGCGCACACACUUGGAGCAGCUUAUCUCAGACGGCGUCAAGCGCGGCCUAAUGCACGAGGUGGCGCGCAGUCCAGACGACUACCACAUCACCCGAGAGUAUCUCAUCUAUCAGCAGGUCUGUCGCGAGGAGUUGAAGCCCACAGCCGCGGCGCAACGUGACCUGCACUGCCGCUUCUACAGCGGCCAUGGGCAAAGGCUGACCUACCUGAGGUACAAGUUGGAGGUGCUGCAUCUGGAUCCCUACAUCAUACAGGUGCACGAAGUCAUCAGCGCCCCGGAGACUGUUGAGUUGCAGCACGUGGCUCGGCCAGAGCUGCAGCGCUCCCAAGUUUAUAGUCCCACUAAUAACCAACAAAUCUCAGCUAACUUUCGCACCAGCCAAGGCACGACCUUUCAAUAUGAGGAACAUCCAAUCAUGAAGAGGCUGAGCCAGCACAUGACCAUGUUAUCCGGUUUGGAUAUGCGCUUCGCGGAGCCACUGCAGAUAGCCAACUACGGCAUAGGAGGUCACUAUGAGCCCCACAUGGACAGUUUGCCAGACUCGUUUGACUACAGCUCGACUCCGUAUAAAACCAAUCGCCUCGCUACAGGCAUCUUCUAUUUGUCCAAUGUGGAAGCAGGCGGCGGAACUGCCUUUCCCUUUCUGCCGCUUCUCGUCACGCCUGAACAGGGCAGCCUGCUCUUCUGGCACAAUUUGCAUCGCUCUGGGGAUGCAGACUAUCGCACUAAGCACGCUGCCUGCCCAGUGCUGCAGGGCAGCAAGUGGAUUGCCAAUGUGUGGAUACGUUUGAGAAACCAGGACCACGUGAGACCCUGCGAACUGCAGCGCGAUCACGAGAUCUCUCUACCCUAUAUGGACUUCAAAUAGGAAUUAUUCAAUCAUAUUUGUUUGCCAUUUGUGAUACGUAUCGGAUCAGAUUAUGUAAUUGGCCAUAGGUGACAUAUCAUUUGAUACAGCAAGCCCUAAAAGAACCCUUAGA